Molecule: messenger RNA, 661 nt
Organism: Scheffersomyces amazonensis
Lineage: Eukaryota; Fungi; Ascomycota; Pichiomycetes; Serinales; Debaryomycetaceae
Gene: RPL42
Product: 60S ribosomal protein eL42
Exons: 2
Coding region: 173-493 (106 amino acids)
Biological process (GO): translation
Cellular component (GO): ribosome; cytosolic large ribosomal subunit
Molecular function (GO): structural constituent of ribosome
Source: RefSeq, a predicted model, not a curated record
CUCAUGUCGCGCGCCCUAACAAAAUUAACCCUCACCAAAUCUCAUAGUAAGUGUGCAUGUCUCAUACAAUUUUGUUAGCACCAGAGCGAAGAAGAAAAAAUAUUGAUUAAAAAUUUGUAUUGAAUUUUUUUUAUUUCAUUUUACCUACUUUAGCUAUACAAAUUAAGUCAUAAUGGUUAACGUUCCAAAAACUAGAAAGACCUACUGUAAAGGUAAGGAAUGCAGAAAGCACACCCAACACAAGGUUACCCAAUAUAAGGCUGGUAAGGCUUCCUUAUUCGCUCAAGGUAAGAGAAGAUAUGACCGUAAACAAAGUGGUUUUGGUGGUCAAACCAAGCCAGUUUUCCACAAGAAAGCUAAGACUACCAAGAAGGUUGUUUUAAGAUUAGAAUGUGUUGUCUGUAAGACCAAGGCUCAAUUAUCUUUAAAGAGAUGUAAGCAUUUCGAAUUAGGUGGUGACAAGAAACAAAAGGGUCAAGCUUUACAAUUUUAAAAGUGAAAUUUAUACUUUAUUAGUCAAUAUAAUUAUAAUGAGUUUAUUACUUCAUAAUAUCUAAUUUGAACCUGGUUUAGAAAGGGUAUAACAUACAUUUACAUAUAUAUAUUAUCCAAUAAUUUUGUAUUUUUCCUUUUAUCAUAUAAUAUACAUUAAAAACAUUAA